Molecule: messenger RNA, 1165 nt
Organism: Cydia strobilella
Lineage: Eukaryota; Metazoa; Arthropoda; Insecta; Lepidoptera; Tortricidae
Exons: 2
Coding region: 151-1038 (295 amino acids)
Source: RefSeq, a predicted model, not a curated record
UAUUUGUAUAUACCUAUACGUAGUUAUAAGGCGUUUGCGCCGACUGCUUAGCCAGUAAUAAACUAGCUUGCGAACUAGACGGUUGUUUCACUCAUACAUCUCAGUGUCGAACGAGGAUUCUGAAGUACCCGCGCUAAGUGAAAAAGUGACAUGACGUUUUUUGGAAAUUUAACGAAUUUCGAUCACAAAACUGGCGAAUGGCAGAUAUUUCACAGCAAAUUAAAGCAAUUUUUUGUGGUGAAUAAAAUUUUGCAGGAAGGGGACAAGCGCGCCCUUUUAUGCACUCACUUAACGGACGAAACCUACCGCUUGUUACGUAACUUGGCUCAUCCAAAGGAAUUAGAGGAGCUCGAGUUCAAGGAGCUAGUGAAAUUACUCGACGGCCACUUCAAGAAGAAGCAGUGUACGUACGCUGAUAAGGCCAAGUUUUAUGCUGCGACGAGAGUACCAAGCGAGACUUUAGGGGACUGGGCGGCGCGAUUAAGAGGAUUGGCAACUUAUUGCAAUUUUGGCGCGGCUCUGGAAGCGAAUUUAGCAGAUCGUUUCAUCCUAGGCUUGGGCUCGGGGCCCGAGCGUGAUAAAUUAUUUGAAAAAACGGCUACCCUCUCGAUGGCGGAGGCUCUGGAGAUUGCAGAGAAAGCAGCGGUCGCUAGGGAAGCGAAGACGGAGUUGGCGGCAUCUUUCAAAGAAGAGCCCGUAUUUUAUGGGGCUUGUGGGAAUGGGCACGGCCGAGGCGGCUGGAACAAAGGACAUCGCGGCGGUAGCAACAGCGGUGGCGGAACCCGGCCGGCCGGAGGCGACCAGAGGCAGCGAGAUGAUUUCCGAUGUGCUGUUUGUGGAAUGAGAAACCAUGAUGAAGAUAGUUGCCGUUACAAGCGUUAUCGAUGCCAGAAAUGUGGAGUUAUAGGACAUUUAAAAAAAGUAUGUAAAAGCAAGCAUUCGCGCGUGAACUGCAUCGCCACUGAACUGGAGGAAAACGUGACCGUAGGAGCUGAGCAGUGCUGUAGGGAGUGCCAAAACUUUAAUUUAAGGAACUGAAUGGAAGUGGGGAGAGCGGCAGCGGGACGCCGUGCGCGCGGUGCGCCGCGAGCUGGCCUCGGAGCGCGUGCUGGCACACUUCGAGCCCAGCGCGCAGCUGGUUCUCAGCGCGGACGCCGGACCCGGG